CCAAAACGUCUGGAAGGCCAGAAUUUGGGAAUGACUGUUUUAAACAAACAAAGAAAACUUGUAUCAUGGGAUCUGCAUGCGCUAAAUGGAGAUGGUUUGCUCUCUUUUGCAGAGGAACACAGCCGAGGCCUAGAAUGGAGAUUUCUUCGCACCAGUUCCACCUCCUGCAGCAGUUAAAUGAGCAGCGCAAGCAAGACUUAUUCUGCGACUGCAGCAUCUUGGUGGAAGGGAAGGUCUUCAAGGCCCACCGGAAUGUGCUUUUUGCAAGUAGCGGCUACUUCAAAAUGCUCCUGUCUCAGUCCUCGAAAGAAACCGGUCAGCCGACCACAGCUACCUUCCAGGCGUUCUCUCCCGAAACGUUUUCGGUGAUUCUGGAUUUUGUGUAUUCGGGCAAACUCUCUCUCACCGGGCAGAACGUCAUCGAGGUCAUGUCUGCCGCCAGCUACCUGCAGAUGACGGACGUCAUUAGCGUUUGCAAGACGUUCAUCAAAUCCUCACUGGACAUCAGUGAGAAGGAAAAAGACCGCUAUUUCAGCCUUUCGGACAAGGAGGUGAACUCGAAUGGUGUCGAACGCUCAUGUUUAUACGGCGGCAGUUGGAGAGCGGAGAGCAGUCCCCCUCAUUCCCAUUUAAGCCCUGAUCAAGGGACAUGUGUAGUCAGUGGAAAUUCUUGGACCAAUUUCAGCUAUUACCCACCCUCUCAAAGAAGUGCCCAGCCGCUCUCCAAACAAGACCAAAGGCAAGAUCCCUUGAAGAAAAGCAGCAGGCAUUCGGGGCUGCCCCAGCCGCCGGACGUCCCGCACUACAAAUCCAGUAAACUUGAAGAGCAAGCUUUGGAGCCCAUGAGUCACGCUCCUCCGUCGGAAGAGGACGUCCAGAUCGAUUCGGAGGGCGAUUCUGGCCCUGCUGGCUACCAGUACGGACUGGGAUCCGACGCAAUCCCGAGAGGCAUGGCCGUCUCGCGGCAAGAACUCGAUUCACCACACUCCACUAGCAAGUCGAAAUCUUCCAAGGCGGACGAACAGUAUAAUAGCAUGCCCUCCGUGUUAGGCGUCAUGGGGAACUGGGCCGAUGAUGAUCUGCCAAGGAUGCGGUUCAAGUGUCCCUUUUGCACUCACGUGGUGAAACGGAAAGCGGACCUGAAGCGCCACCUCCGCUGCCAUACGGGAGAACGGCCAUAUCCGUGUGAAGCGUGUGGAAAGAGGUUCAGCCGCUUGGAUCACCUCAGCAGCCAUUUUCGAACGAUCCAUCAAGCUUGCAAACCCAUCUGCCGAAAAUGCAAGCGGCACGUGACGGAGAUGACAGGGCAGGUGGUCCAAGAAGGGACGAGGCGUUAUAGACUUUGCAACGAAUGCCUCUCCGAAGCCGGCAUAGACAGCAUCCGCAUUGAUUUGGACACUGAGCCGCCCCCUGAAUUUCCACUAGAAGAGGACAAGGACUCCAACUGGAAUUACGGCGACGACAACAGAUCCGAUGUAGAAAUUGUGGAGGAUGGUUCUACCGAUUUAGUUAUCCAGCAAGUAGAUGACAGUGAUGACGAAGCUGAAGAGAAAGAUAUAAAACCAAACAUUAGGUAGUUGCGGAUGGACUGAAUGUUAAUAAACCUCCCGUUUCCGUUGUCAUUCCUUUGUCUUGACCAUUGAUUCCCAACCGGCCUGCAGUUAACAUACCAUCUAUUAUAUAGGCGUUCUAUGACUUGGGCUAAACUUGCAUGCAUUUUAUGGACAUACCAUUGUAUGAAUUUUGAAUUUACUCAAAAGUAUCGAUAUUUUGUUGCAUCCCAUCCUGAGAUGGUACCAUGUACGAACAAUUUGUUUGCUGAACUACGACGGUGAUAACUUUUGAUAAUAUACAACAGAUCUCUUCUCAAUCCUUUUUCCAGUGUUGAGGAGCACUUCGAAAUAAAGUUAACAACUUCAUUUCCUACUAUUUUAACCGUGACGAUG
Sceloporus undulatus (fence lizard) is the source of this 1946-nucleotide messenger RNA. It is a transcript of the gene ZBTB8A, whose product is annotated as zinc finger and BTB domain containing 8A. Lineage: Eukaryota; Metazoa; Chordata; Lepidosauria; Squamata; Phrynosomatidae. The coding region runs from base 66 to 1577 and encodes 503 amino acids. Gene Ontology annotation, molecular function: protein binding; RNA polymerase II cis-regulatory region sequence-specific DNA binding; DNA-binding transcription factor activity, RNA polymerase II-specific. The transcript is spliced from 4 exons. Gene Ontology annotation, biological process: regulation of transcription by RNA polymerase II. The record is from RefSeq and is a predicted model, not a curated record.